Molecule: messenger RNA, 1408 nt
Organism: Podarcis lilfordi (Lilford's wall lizard)
Lineage: Eukaryota; Metazoa; Chordata; Lepidosauria; Squamata; Lacertidae
Source: the annotation of a GenBank genome assembly
AUGAUGGCAGAAUCACUGCCCUUCUCUGGGAGCACCCCAGUGCCCCCGUGGGAGCUGGAGGCCUGGUAUGAGGACUUGCAGGAGGUGCUCUCCUCGGAUGUAACCAGCAGGACAGACCCCCCAGUAGGGGGACAGGAGCAGGUGAGAAAGCGGAGGAAAGCAACUUUCCUAGCAUCUUGUAUGUCUCUUGUGUACAGCAUCCCAGAGGUGGCUAGAUUUCCUCCUUAAGAGUUUUCUAAUUCUUCUUCUACUGGCUCUGUAUCACACUUUGCUUCACUUGUCCUCCCAAACCAUUAAAAAAACCCCAUGAAAAAACAAAAUGAGUGUGGUACCUUUAAAUUUGGGGAACCUGGCAAGCAUCUUUUUUACCGCUUAUGCGAUGCAGAAAUUUGAUAAUCUUAACAUGCUAUAUAGUUUUCACUAUAGCCUAUUCAUAACGAUGGUAGAGAAACAUUGGAGCAAAUCCUGUCAUGCAGAAGAGGUAGAUAUUUCAGGAAUUGAUGGGGUGGGGGUGUCCAAUACCAACUACUCCACAUGACACAGAUGGGCUGUCAAGCCUUAUCUUUUAUGCUGUGUCAUUCACCCUUCACAUGCUCAUUAGUGGGGUUUUUUUUGGGGGGGGUUGCCUAUAGACUGGCUUCCCUAGAUAAUACAUACCUCUUUCUGUGCUCUUAGGCAUGCACUGUAGUUUCUAUUAUAGCUUAGAAACUGCUUUCUGUAGACAAAAGUAAAGCAAAUAAAUGUGCAUAUUUGGUUGCAUGAAUACCUAAUCCCAUUUGUAUCUCUCAUGCUUUCUUCCAAGGAGCUUAAGGGACUUUCCCCACUUUUUAAUCAUAACAACCUUGUGAGGCAGCAACAAGUCCAAGGCUGCCCCAGUGAAGAUGGAUCAGGAACCCUGGUCUUUGUAGGCUAGGGAUCACUCUGGCUUUAGGAGGUGAAGGCAAAUAGUAGCUCUCACCAUCUUUCCAUUUUCCUACAGAAGGAGUUUGAUGGUGUUGACAGUACUGCUCUGCUGUGGAACCUGGAUGCUUCCAGUCCCUUGGAGCCCAGUGGAAGUGAAGCAGUUGGAAACUGUGAGCUGGACCCUGAUCUCACAGCUCAACUCCUGGAACUGCUAGCUGAGGAGCCUGCGGGACCUGCUGAGUCAGACUCCAGCCACAGUUCCCCAGUGCAGACUGGGACAGAUGAUGAUGAGGGGGUGUCUACUAGCCGGAAGAGGAAGCAUGGUGGACAGCCCCACGGAGGCAAGAGGCAGCGGGGCAGAGAGCGGGAGCAGGAGAAUGAGCGCAGAGUGGCCGAGCUGAUGGCCCACAAUGAGCACCUCCAGAAAGAAAUAGAGCGCUUGACUGCAGAGGUGGAAGCAACAAGAGCAGCACUUAUCCAGCGUAUGGUGAGCCUAAAGACUUAA